Messenger RNA from Lacerta agilis (Sand lizard), 2160 nucleotides. RefSeq names its product RNA polymerase III subunit H (gene POLR3H). Gene Ontology annotation, biological process: transcription initiation at RNA polymerase III promoter; DNA-templated transcription. Gene Ontology annotation, molecular function: DNA binding; DNA-directed RNA polymerase activity. The transcript has 7 exons. Gene Ontology annotation, cellular component: RNA polymerase III complex. Lineage: Eukaryota; Metazoa; Chordata; Lepidosauria; Squamata; Lacertidae. Bases 148 to 768 code for a protein of 206 amino acids. The record is from RefSeq and is a predicted model, not a curated record.
CGGUGUCCGGUCUUCCGCGUAAGGUCACGGUUGCCAGCGACCCUCCGUCUUCUGGUAGAAGGAGCUCUGACCUUGCCGCUGCCGUCGGACAGCUGGUCGCCGUGGAGCCGCGAUAGCGAGGCGGGAACUUUACUCUUGUUGGCCACCAUGUUUGUGUUAGUGGAGAUGACAGAUACUGUGCGGAUUCCUCCAUGGCAAUUUGAAAGGAAGCUUAAUGAUGCUAUCACUGAAGAGUUGAAUAAGAAGUUAGCCAAUAAGGUUGUGUAUAAUGUUGGCCUCUGCAUCUGCCUUUAUGACAUCACAAAACUGGAAGAUUCCUACAUAUUCCCAGGAGAUGGUGCAUCACAUACAAAAGUGCAUUUUCGGUAUGUUGUGUUUCACCCCUUUCUGGAUGAAAUUCUGGUUGGAGUAAUAAAAGGCUGCAGUCUGGAAGGAGUUCGGGUUUCACUUGGGUUCUUUGAUGACAUCAUCAUUCCUCCAGAAUCCCUACAGCAACCUGCCAAGUUUGAUGAAGCAGAACAAGUAUGGGUUUGGGAAUAUGAGACUGAAGAAGGAGCCCAUGACCUGUAUAUGGAUACAGGAGAGGAAAUCCGUUUCCGUGUGGUUGAUGAAACUUUCAUUGACACAUCCCCAACAGGCCCAAGCUCUGCAGAGCCCUCCACCUCUAGUGCCACAGAGGAGGUGCAGAAGAAGGAAGCGCCCUACACACUAGUGGGAUCUAUCAGUGAACCUGGUCUGGGUCUCCUAUCCUGGUGGACAAACAGUUAGCCAAAGGGAGAGACUUUCCCAAGAUGGGCAUUUACCAGAUUGGAAAAACCACUGUGUGCAUUUUUCUCUCUUUAGAAAGCAACUGCAGAAUAGAAACUUUGUGUUUCUAUUUCUACUUUACCCUAGUUCUGAAGUAGAAGAUGAGUGGGAACAUCAGUGUGAUGUCAUCAACACAGAAUAUUUGCAUACCAUGGCCCUGUCAACAAACUCUGGUGGUUCUGAUCUUUUUACCUAGCAGAACUAGGCACAAGAAUCUACGAAGAAUUGCUACCCUAGAAGAAAUUUGAGACAGGCCUUGUGUUUAAAGCAGAUGCAAAAAGAAACUUUGAAGAACUUCAGUCUAGAAGAAACCAGUAGCGAUUUGAAAGGUGGAGAGGAUGUUAUGAAAGCUUGCAGUCAUUUUACUGCAUCCCUCUUAUUCCUUUUCCCCAUUUGGAUGGAGGUGUUUCUGACAGUGGAGGAAAAUCAUGCCCUGGCUUUUAAAGGUCACAUACUGAUGAGGAAGACUAAUAAAGCUAGGGCAAGGGUAAGAAUCGAAUCUAUAGCCAUCAGGCUGCCUCCAAUGGGUCCUCCUGUAUAUCUUGAAACUAUUUGCCCUGGCAAAUUCAGUGAGCCACUGUACUUGCAGAACACACUAUAACUGGGGUUAGUAAGUCUGCAGUGUUUAGAGAGCAAACAAACCUUGUUAUCUGCCAUUCUUAAUCUUGCUGUCUUCCAUGAAAACAUGUGACUUCAGUUUGUUUUUAGCUUAGAAAGGUAGACUAUAGCCUUUUCCCCCCUCUACAGAACAAAAUUCUAAUGAAAGCUGCUGUAGAUGUGAAUGACAUCUCAAAACUCAACAACUUUUGUUGGCUUUCUGUAUAAGGAGGCAGAUAGUCACAUCGUGAAGUAGAUAAUUCUUCCUUGGGCAUUGAAUAGUAGUGCAAACAGACAAUGGCCAUUCAGUUUUUGGUCUUUGACUGCAUGUAGUGGGAAAUAUAGAACAUUGGGCAGCAGUCCAAAAGGCACACAAAGACACAAUCACAAUACACAAUAAAAACAUUCCUAUGGUAUCCAUGUGGACUAUUAAUGAGAAAAGCAAAGCUAGGACUACCAGAGCAUCAGGUGAUAAAUAUAGCUCUUCAUUUUAAGAAGGGCUUUGACGUACAUGUCUUAUAUGGUAACAUACUUGAAUACAGCCUGCUUCUUGAUGGCAAUAUAUUUGGCUUACAAGUGCACCGGUGAAGCCGCGCUCUGACUUUGCUGUUCCUGCUUCAAAGCCUUGAUUGGAGGUUUUAAUGCUGUUGUAACCCACUGAGGGUUGUGCAGGACAUCUGCUUCUGAUGUUCCUAUGCGAGAUUAUUACUGCAGAGCCAGUGUUUUUCUAAUAAAUAUUGCUAGUGUAUAAUGACU